AUGGGCGAUGGGGGCGCGGAGCGGGACCGCGGCCCCAAGCGCCGGGAGGAGCCUGGUGGCCGCAGCGGGCGUCACGGAGAGCACCGCGGAGCGGAAGAUUUGCGUGCUGACACAGGUAGCGCGAGUCCGAGGGAGAUUGCUGGAACCUCCGCCUCCAGCCCUGCAGGCUCCAGGGAGAGCGGCGGGGACAGCGACGGACAGCAGGCGCUCGGUGAGACGGACCACUGCCGCCGCAUCCUGGUACGAGAUGCCAAGGGAACCAUUCGGGAAAUUGUCCUGCCCAAGGGCCUGGACCUCGACCGACCCAAGCGGACUCGUACCUCCUUCACAGCAGAGCAGCUGUAUCGUCUGGAGAUGGAGUUCCAGCGCUGCCAGUAUGUGGUGGGCCGCGAGCGCACGGAGCUGGCCCGCCAGCUGAACCUCUCUGAGACUCAGGUGAAGGUCUGGUUCCAGAACCGCCGCACCAAGCAGAAGAAGGACCAGAGUAGAGACCUAGAGAAGCGGGCAUCCUCCUCUGCCUCCGAGGCCUUUGCCACCUCCAAUGUUCUGCGGCUCCUGGAACAGGGCAGGCUGCUCUCCGUGCCCAGGGCUCCCAGCCUCCUAGCACUGACCCCUGGCCUGCCAGGCCUUCCCGCCAGCCACAGGGGCACCUCCUUGAGUGACCCCAGGAACUCCUCCCCACGCCUCAAUCCAAUGCCCUCGGCCUCCUCAUCGUCCCCUCUGCCACCCCCGCUGCCAGCCAUCUGCUUUUCCGCAGCUCCACUCCUGGACUUGCCUGCGGGCUACAAACUGGGGUCCUCAGCUUUUGAGCCCUACAGCAGACUAGAACAACAGAAAGUAGGCAGCCCUGGCCAAAGCGACAAGAAAGCUGACAUUUAA
Grammomys surdaster is the source of this 879-nucleotide messenger RNA. It is a transcript of the gene Vax2, whose product is annotated as ventral anterior homeobox 2. NCBI's taxonomy places the organism in Eukaryota, Metazoa, Chordata, Mammalia, Rodentia, Muridae. The record is from RefSeq and is a predicted model, not a curated record. Gene Ontology annotation, molecular function: DNA binding; DNA-binding transcription factor activity, RNA polymerase II-specific. Bases 1 to 879 code for a protein of 292 amino acids. The transcript is spliced from 3 exons. Gene Ontology annotation, biological process: neuron differentiation; brain development; central nervous system development.